AUGGAAGUUAGUAAAAGCAUUGUAUUUGAUCGCAAAAUUUAUAAUUACUUUGACUUACCCAAAGGCUAUCAAAUAACCCAACAAAAAUUGCCCCUUGCUACUUUAGGAUACUUACCGGUUAUUAGGGAAGAUGGAAUAGAAGAAGUGCCGAUAAAAGUUUUGCAAAUAGAAGAAGACACUGCAAAGAGUAGUUAUGAUACAGAAGGGGUUAAGUUAGACUUUAAUCGAGCUGGUAAUCCGUUGGUAGAAUUAGUCACUGAACCUGUUUUUCAAACGUUAGAGGAUGUUUCUAGGUUUGUUAAGCAACUUCAAAAUCUUUUACGUUACUUAGAAGUGUCUGAGGCUAAAAUGGAAAAAGGACAAUUACGGAUUGAUUUAAAUGUUUCUUUACAAUUAGGGGAUAAAUAUUCUACACCCCGCUAUGAAAUUAAAAACCUUAACUCGUUGGCUAAUAUUGAGAAAGCAAUGAAAUACGAGAUUAAAAAGCAUCAACUGUUAUUCUCACAAGGUAAAAAUCCUCCGUUUAGUCAAACCUUAGGAUUUGAUGAGGCUCAGCAAGCAACUGUUUCUCAUCGGGAAAAAACAACUUACUUUUACUUACCUGAAGUCAAUAUUCCUCCAAUUAGGAUAAAGCCUAAUGAAAUCAAAAAAAUUAAAGAGUUAAAGCAAUCUGACCCGAAACUUGCCCAAGAGGUUAAUAAAAAUCCUCCUUUAUUAAAAAUAUUUAACUUUUUGGAAAAGAAAAAGUUUCUAACAAAAGAGGAAUAUAAAGAAAAAAAGUUAGAAAAUGAAGAGAUAAAAGCGAUAAUUAAAGAGUUGAUAGAAACUAAAAAGCCCUUUGCAGCGCUAGCAAAAAAAUAUGAAAAAACCACUAAAGUUAACGAAAAUUUAUUGGAACAAGAAUUAAAAAAUUUGUGA
Ambispora leptoticha is the source of this 918-nucleotide messenger RNA. The record is from the annotation of a GenBank genome assembly. NCBI's taxonomy places the organism in Eukaryota, Fungi, Glomeromycota, Glomeromycetes, Archaeosporales, Ambisporaceae.